Molecule: messenger RNA, 1319 nt
Organism: Pygocentrus nattereri (red-bellied piranha)
Lineage: Eukaryota; Metazoa; Chordata; Actinopteri; Characiformes; Serrasalmidae
Gene: crabp2a
Product: cellular retinoic acid binding protein 2, a
Exons: 4
Coding region: 215-643 (142 amino acids)
Biological process (GO): fatty acid transport
Cellular component (GO): nucleus; cytosol
Molecular function (GO): fatty acid binding
Source: RefSeq, a predicted model, not a curated record
GUGCGUUCUGUGGGAUAACAGGCCUGAUCUCCCAGCUCGCCCGCACUCGGCCACCGCACACGGAGCACGCGGGCUUCCCGGACCAGACAGGCGCGCGAGCGGAGAAGAUCCAAACGAGAAGCAUCCCUCUGUUGGAGCAGGAGCGUGACGUCAUCCCGCAACUGCUGAAGCCCCGGAGCGGAAAUAAAGAAGAGAAACUGAUCAGUAAUCGAUAAUGGAUCGCAAGAUUCCCGAUUUCUCCGGAACCUGGAAAAUGAAAAGUUCUGAGAACUUUGAGGAGCUUCUGAAAGCGCUGGGUGUGAACGUGAUGCUGCGUAAAAUCGCCGUGGCGGCGGCCUCAAAGCCCUCGGUGGAGAUCACGCAGGACGGCGAGACGCUGUCAAUCAAAACCUCCACUUCAGUCAGGACCACCCACGUCACCUUCACCGUGGGAGAGGAGUUCAGCGAGACCACCGUUGACGGACGACCCUGCACGAGUUUUCCUCGCUGGGAGACGGACAGUAAGAUCAGCUGUGAGCAGACCCUACAGAAGGGGGAGGGGCCAAAGACUGCCUGGACCAGAGAACUAACCAAUGAUGGAGAACUCAUCCUGACGAUGACCGCAGAUGACGUGGUGUGCACGAGAGUUUACAUCAGAGAGUGAAAGUCGGGAAAGAACGACAAAAGAAAGUUCGCCCUCCUUUUCCCAACAACAACUUCCAACAGAUAACUCCAAAAGUUGACUCUUCCUGGCACAAACCGGGAUCCGCAUGUUUACGUUAGCUUCAGCCUCGGUUUCUGAAUCAACCCAAACCUAAACGUACACAGUCCUUCAUACUGACCAAACGUAUAAGCGAUAUAAACUGUAAGAGACACCAAUAGGCCGUUACCUGGGCUUGCCUUAUCCGUUUUUCCUCCGUGUUGUAUGCGAUGUCUGAGAGAAGAGGUUCAUGUUGACUGUGUGGUACUGUAGGCCUGACGUGGUCAGUGGAAAUAGAUAUGAAUAUGCGUUCAAAUAUUUAGCCUUGCCCAGUGUACGUAACGAACGUUUUAGCUUGAUAUAGGAGCGUCUGACUCCACCAAACUUCAGGUCCAGGAACACUAAACGUCGAUAUAAUAGGAUUAGCUGUGUUACCUUAAGAGAAUAGUUCAUUUCUGAUUCAACCCAUAUUUCCCAUUUAACCCAUAUAUAAUCCAUCACACAAGCCUUGUUUGCUGUCUAAAGUUUGCUUAUUUACACUCAUCGGCCACUUUAUUAGGUACACCUUCAUGCUUGUUAACACAAGUAGCUAAUCAGCCAAUCACACGGCUGCAGCUCACUGCAUUUAGGCCUGUAGAGG